AUGACACUGAUGCACCAAACUGUGUUUAUAUGGAAGCGAAUCUGUCAGCGGGAUGCACUUGGAUGCAUUUGCCAAAAUAAUUCUUGAUCUUUUACGUUACAGCGUCAACUAUGGAGCCUGAAGGAAAAUAUCAUCUUGUUGGUCCUGAAGAGCCAAUAAAGGCACAAGUGGGAUCCAACGUUGUUCUACCAUGUUUUGUGAAGCCCGCAGUUGACAUGAGAGGCGCUGUAGUCGAGUGGAUUUUCAACUCCAGUAAAACUGUUCACUUGUUUCGUAAUGAAGCUGAUGACCGAGAAUCUCAAGACAACAGAUACAAAGAUCGAACUUAUCUCAACCAUGCAAUGCUUGAACAUGGUAACGUUUCCCUCAAGUUGUCCAAAGUAACUAAGAACGAUGCAGGGAUUUACACCUGCUUUGUUCAGCGUCUGCCUGAUCUCUCUGAAAAGAUAAAUGUUACUCUGAUUGUUGUUGAUGGAAAAGAAAAUGAAAACCCCGACGGUCAUUAUGAAGGUAAAUAUCUUAACAACUGAUAAUCAGAUGUUACU
Messenger RNA from Xiphophorus hellerii (green swordtail), 545 nucleotides. RefSeq names its product myelin-oligodendrocyte glycoprotein-like. The record is from RefSeq and is a predicted model, not a curated record. The transcript has 3 exons. Gene Ontology annotation, biological process: T cell receptor signaling pathway; regulation of cytokine production. Lineage: Eukaryota; Metazoa; Chordata; Actinopteri; Cyprinodontiformes; Poeciliidae. The coding region runs from base 111 to 530 and encodes 139 amino acids. Gene Ontology annotation, cellular component: external side of plasma membrane. Gene Ontology annotation, molecular function: signaling receptor binding.